AUGUCAUUUCUAAAUGGCACAAGCCUAACUCCAGCUUCAUUCAUCCUAAAUGGUAUCCCUGGUCUGGAAGAAGUGCAUCUGUGGAUCUCUUUUCCCCUGUGUACCAUGUACAGCAUUGCUAUUACAGGGAACUUUGGCCUUAUGUACCUCAUCUACUCUGAAGAGGCCUUACACAGACCUAUGUACAUCUUCCUAGCCCUUCUUUCCUUCACGGAUGUGCUCAUGUGCACCAGCACCCUUCCAAACACUCUUUGCAUAUUGUGGUUCAACCUCAAGGAGAUUGAUUUUAAUGCCUGCCUGGCCCAGAUGUUCUUUGUGCACACUUUCACAGGGAUGGAGUCUGGGGUGCUCAUGCUCAUGGCCCUGGACCGCUAUGUGGCUAUCUGCUACCCCUUGCGCUAUGCCACUAUCCUUACUAAUUCAGUCAUCGCCAAGGUUGGGCUCAUCACAUUUUUUAGAGGCGUGAUGCUUGUUAUCCCUUUCACUUUCCUCACCAAGCGCCUUCCAUACUGUAGGGGCAAUGUCAUACCCCACACCUACUGUGACCACAUGUCUGUUGCCAAGAUAUCCUGUGGUAAUGUUAAGGUCAAUGCCAUCUAUGGGUUGGUGGUUGCCCUCCUGAUUGGGGGCUUUGAUAUCUUGUGCAUCACAAUCUCCUACACUAUGAUUCUUCGAGCAGUUGUGAGUCUGUCAACAGCAGAUGCUCGGCAGAAAGCCUUUAGCACCUGCACUGCCCACAUCUGUGCCAUCGUCAUCACCUAUGUUCCAGCCUUCUUCACCUUCUUUACGCACCGUUUCGGGGGACAUACCAUUCCUCCACACAUACACAUUAUUAUGGCUAAUCUCUAUCUACUCAUGCCUCCUACAAUGAACCCUAUUGUGUAUGGGGUGAAAACCAAGCAAAUACGAGAUAGUGUCAUUAGGUUCUUGCUUAAGGGAAAGGACAAUUCUUCUCAUAACAUUUAG
Molecule: messenger RNA, 966 nt
Organism: Microcebus murinus (gray mouse lemur)
Lineage: Eukaryota; Metazoa; Chordata; Mammalia; Primates; Cheirogaleidae
Product: olfactory receptor 52N1
Biological process (GO): G protein-coupled receptor signaling pathway
Cellular component (GO): plasma membrane
Molecular function (GO): G protein-coupled receptor activity; olfactory receptor activity
Source: RefSeq, a predicted model, not a curated record